CUUCCCCGGCGGCCGAGCGGCACUCAUCCGCCGCGCCGCGGCUCUCGGGCCGCUGCGAACGACUUUGCAGCGCACCCGGGCAGCCCCCAGGCGCCGUCGACGCUGCCCCACCACAGCGACGAUGCCCGAGAAGCGCCUCACGCGAAGCAACCACCGGACCCAGCAAGCAUUAACAAAUCACCCGGCCAUCAUCGCCUAUGUGUGUGUAGGACUCGUCUUUUGUAUUGUAAGUUGCUUCAAAGUCUUCGGCCAUAGACGGAGGAGAAAGUUCAGCAAGAAGCAAUUGGACCGGUUGCGGGACUGGCGCGAUGGGCGCGCGGAAACCAAAGUAGAAUCCCAAAUACGCAAGAUGAAGGACAAACUCAAGACCAUGAAGCAGCGGCGACGGUUAGAAAGAGGGAGAGAUGCGCAUGAGCGACUGUUGGACGAGGCGGAGGCGCGGCGGGACGCUCGAGGUCGAGAGGUCUACGGCGACGAGUGGGACAAUCCGGACAACGACGGUACGUAGACAGCGUCCUUUCAACGAGUGCGUGCUUGCAUUGCGGUGCAGCACCCGAAGACGUCGGUCCCUGUUGAGGGAGUCUCUCCACCAAAGUUCGGUGACGAACAUCAAUACCAAAAAAUGAGAAUAGGUCAAGACUGAUACGUCGUGACGACGAGAGACGCCCGAGAACAUCACCGAGAGAGAGAGUUUCAGACGACGCGCGCCGCAGUGUAUGAUCGUCAAACGCGCAGGCGUGCCCAUCCGCGACCUGUUUGCGCUCAGCGACGGCGAAGUAAGGCAGUUGCAGCUCGAAGCGCGCAAUAAACGAGCUCUGGACGCGGCGAAGAAGCUUGAACUCGUGGAACGGUCAAAACCCAAACCGCCGCCCGGGCCGCCGCCUCCCACGAAGAAGCCGCCGCCGCCCCCGGGACCGCCGCCGGGCGUCUACCCCUUCACACCUAGACCGCCGGAGAUCCCAGCAGGUACUCGGUUCGUGUCGACGCCGCGCGAGGCGUUCGGCGGCGUCGAGGAGGAGAAGGGCGGGAGUGCUGUUCAACAGCUCCGGGCGCGGCUCCAAUCACCACGACGUGGACCGCGGGGGCCUCCACCCCGAGGACCGCCGCCGCCGGAGCGCGGCGCGCGCGGGCCCCAGCUUGUGUGAGUAAUGUGUGUAGUUUG
Molecule: messenger RNA, 1162 nt
Organism: Pelagomonas calceolata
Lineage: Eukaryota; Pelagophyceae; Pelagomonadales; Pelagomonadaceae
Source: the annotation of a GenBank genome assembly